AAUAAUCGAAUUAGUCGAUUGGAAAAUCCAAUUCAUGUAGUUGUCUGGAUAUUGACACGUCAAGUUUGAUGUAAACAUGGAUGGUCAGUUAUUGUAUUGUCUCGUGCAAUCAUAAUCAUGAAUCGUGCUGGAUCAUCGAAAGUCGUGCAACAUAACCUCUCUUCAAUGCUUCAGAGUGACCAGGAUCGCGAUUUUCGGCAACGCGAACCAACACUUUAUACUGUCAAGGGUAUGGCCAUUCUGGACAAUGAUGGCAAUAGAAUAUUAGCUAAAUAUUAUGAUAAAAAUAUAUUUCCUACAUCAAAAGAGCAAAAGACAUUUGAAAAAAAUCUUUUCAACAAAACACACAGAGCAAAUGCAGAAAUUAUUAUGUUGGAUGGUUUAACAUGUGUUUAUAGGAGUAAUGUAGACUUAUAUUUUUAUGUUAUGGGAAGUUCUCAUGAAAAUGAGUUGAUUUUAAUGAGUGUAUUAAAUUGUUUAUAUGAUUCAGUAAGUCAAAUUUUAAGAAAAAAUGUUGAAAAAAAAGCUGUUUUAGAUAGCUUAGAUAUAGUCAUGUUAGCAAUGGAUGAAAUUUGUGAUGGAGGAAUAAUUCUUGAUGCUGAUGCCACAAGUGUAGUUCAAAGGGUGGCAUUAAGAACUGAUGACAUUCCACUUGGAGAACAAACAGUUGCACAGUCUCUGAUUGUUUUGCAAUCUGCAAAGGAACAACUCAAGUGGUCAUUACUAAAAUAAGAUUUAUGUAU
Apis florea (little honeybee) is the source of this 743-nucleotide messenger RNA. RefSeq names its product COPI coat complex subunit zeta (gene zetaCOP). The record is from RefSeq and is a predicted model, not a curated record. Gene Ontology annotation, biological process: intra-Golgi vesicle-mediated transport; retrograde vesicle-mediated transport, Golgi to endoplasmic reticulum; intracellular protein transport. Gene Ontology annotation, cellular component: COPI vesicle coat. NCBI's taxonomy places the organism in Eukaryota, Metazoa, Arthropoda, Insecta, Hymenoptera, Apidae.